ACUCUAUAGUAGUUCGUGUUUUUCAGUUAACCAUUCUAUUAUAAUAUAUUGGCAUGACAUCUUACAAUUACUAGUAGAUGGCGCUUUUCAGCUUUACAUUUAGUAUCUUGGGCUUGUAAUCAUUUUUCAUUGGGUUUAGUGCAUGUUUAGUGGGUUUCCUACAACUUUUCUGUUUAUCUAAAUGUUCAUUGGAGUUAUUAUAAUUUCAAUUUUGUCAAAAAUAAUUGCGUCAUUGGGUCAUUUUCGAAAUUUAAAAAUUAUUUAUAACCAUAUAAUGUGAUUUUAUUAAUACAGAAAGAUUACAUAUUGAUAAUGAUUUUAUCUCAAUGCUCUACAUGUGCCACAGUUUUAUUGGAAUAUAAAUUAAAUUUUAAAUAAACAUACAAAUAUGGACGCAUAUGGUAACCCAAUUCCCGGACCAUCAAAAGAAUUUGUAAAUAUAGAAACUACUGAAUCAACAGCUGCUUAUGACUUUACAUGGUUGGAAAAUGAAUUCAACAAUGAUGAUGCUAAUGAAGACUCAAAAGUUCCAAUAAAUAUAGUUAAAAGUCUGAAUAAAAAUGAUAGUUAUAAAUUUGAACAAAUUGGAACUAAUCCUAAUAUUCAAGAUUUUUUUGAAGAAAUUGAUUGCAUAGAUUUUAAUCAAGAUGAUAUCGUUCAAAAUAAAUAUAAUCUUACUGAGUUAUUAGAACAAUGUAAUAAGUUUAUUGAUAUUUUAGGCCGUAAUAUAGUUUAUUUAGAAGAAACAAUGAUUGAAAUUCAUAGAAAUAUUGAAAUUUCAAAAAGAAAUGUAACCAAAGCUUUAAGUUGUAUAAAGUUUGAAAAAAAAUAUAUGUCUAAAGUUCAAAUGAAAAAUUUGAAAAUGAAAGCACAUUUGGCUAACUUUUUUAAAAUUGGUUUAGUAAACUGUCCACGGAAUCCUCAUCUCAAAGAGUUAUAUGAAACUGAAAGAUUAAUGUUAUCGUACAAUGGACGUUUUAUAUUUGAAGAAUGUAUUGAAAGAAAUCAAUGGAACCAAGAGUUUAAAAAUAAAUUAGAAAAAGCAAUACAUACUGAAGUGUUAAAUAAAUUAAAAAUUCCUAUGCUUGAACAGCACUUGCGUCUUAGUAUAGAUGGAAAUAAACAAACUGAUCCAAUUAUUAAACAAAAAAUUGAAAUUGAAAUGUUAGACCUAGAAAAAGAAUUAGAUAUUAUAGCGAAAACACCGUUUAAGCAGUUAGUCUUUCAGUUUAUGGACUCAGACGCAAAGUAUGAUUGGUUACACAUUGCAAAAGAAGUGGAUAAACCUGAUAUACAAUGUCAAAGGUUUUGGAAUUUAAUUUUAAAACCUCACAUAUCUAGAGCUAGAUGGACUAAAAAUGAAGAUGACAAUUUAAUUCAAAUUGUUGCAAAAAAUGAGGAAAAAAAUUGGCAAAAAAUAGCUGAUGAAUUAGCUACUAACCGUAAUGAGUUACAAUGUUUUGUUCAUUAUCAAAAAUAUAAAAAAAUGAUUCACACAAGAGGUAAAUGGACAAAAGAAGAAGAUCAGAAACUUGUAGAGAUAAUUAAGGAAAACUCAAUAGAUAAUAUCAUCAAUUGGCAAAGAGUAUAUUUUGCUAUGCAAGAUAAUAAUAGAACUGUUGAUCAAAUCUACGGCAGAUAUAUGCAAAGUUUAAAACCAGGCAUCAAGAAAGGGUUUUUGACUGAUAAUGAAAAGUUUAUUAUUAAAGAAGCUAAAAUCAAAAAUUUACCCCCAUCGAUAGUAUCAAUGAAUCUAACUAAUCGAACUCCUGCACAAGUUCGUAAUGCUUAUCGUAGAAUUGUAUUAUACAAUGAAGAUAUUUAUAGAGGUGGUUGGUCAGCUGAAGAAGAUAAAAUGUUAUUACAUGCUGUAAAUUCUUUUGUACCUAAUGAAUUUAGUUGGACACAAAUAUCUCAACAGGUGCCUGGGCGUAAUGGAGAACAAUGCCGUCAUAGAUAUAAAUUAAUUGAAAAAAAAUUAAAAAUCAACCCAAAUUUAGAUGUUGAUAAUCUUUCACGCCCAUUCCGAUCUUACAGGUAUAAAGAAUUACCCUUUUUUCCAGAAGAUGAAUCAAAUUUUGAUUUACAAGAACAAUUUAAACUCAAUCGUCAAUUGCUUAAAACAUCUAAUAUGCCAAUAGAAACAAUUGCCGAUCGCAAGUUAAAAAAAGCAUACUUGGAAAAUAAGUUUGUUAUUGAAAAUUGCCAUAUGUCUAGUAAAUGUGAUCUCUACAAACACGUACUUGAUUAUUUAGGAGCUAAUUUGGUUGCACCUAAUACUUUUACCCACACAGAUGAUUUGAUUGAUGCUGGACUUAUGAGCAUGAUGACUUAUAUAACAGAGUGUUCCAUUGAUGUAAUGUCUUUAGAUCCUAGUAAAGUUGAGCAUGAUUUGUGUAAUCCACUAUUAACCCAUGAAGGAGUUCACAAUGUCUUAAGAACAAGUGAUAUAAUCAAUUCCGAUCUAAGUGAAAUAGAAGGUUUAUUAGACAUUAGAAUAAGAAAUAUUCAUAAGGAACAACCAAAAGAAGAUUUAAAUUCAAAUAAUUCUACUAAAAAAAUAAAAGAUCCUCUACUACCUCUACAGUUCAUUGGUUCCGUACCGCCAAAUUAUGAGACUUUUAAAAUCUUGUAUGCAUAUAUGAAUUCUAUAACUUCAUUCAUGAAAAUCGAUCAAUGUAAAGAUUCCAGUUUGAAUUUUGAUUGGGAUGACGAAGAAUCUAUGAAAUUACAGAAACGCCUUGUCGCCAUGUUAAGGUUACCAGCAUUAUUUUCUAAUUUGAUACCUUACAAUGUAGCAAACAUAAAUAUGCUUGUGAAUGCUGACAAAGUUAAUAAAGAAGAGAUAAAAAUAGUACCGCCUUCAAAUUAUUCUAAAGUUAAUUAUGCACACUCUAAAAAUAAAAAAUACAAUUUCAAGUUGAAAAGUUUUUUAUAAGAAUGUUCUCAAAUUGUAUUAAUGAUAACAUUAGUAAUACAAGUAUAUGUACAUAUAUAUUUCUGUAAAAUGGCUAUCAAAAGUGAGAUUUUUUUUUUUUAUAUUAUUAAUAAAAUUUUACUAUUUGUUUAUAUAUCAGUUUAAUUUGUUAAAAACAAAUAAGAUUUUUUGUAAUAGUAAUAUUAUGAAUUAUGAUCUCAAUGAUUUGAUUUUAAAGACUGAAAUUUUAGUUAUUUUAAAUAUUGUUUAACUUGAUAUGUAUAUAGAACAAGUAAAAUGUAUAAAUGACGUAUUGAAUUAAAACUUAUCAUUUAUGAUUAUUAUAUUUUAUACCUAUAUACAUUUAAAAUUAGCUUGUUAAGACUAUUUUUAAUAAUUAAUUAAAUAUUUGAAUCCUAAUAAAAUAACAUAAUGAAUAGUGAUCAUUUGAUUUUAAUGUUAAAUUAAUAAAAUUUCAAAUUUCAAAAACUAAAUAUUAAUUGUUUAUUAUUUUAUAAUUAACUAGGUAACAAAUGUAUUUUACUUUCUAUUUAAGAACAGAUAUAAGUUUAAGAACCAAUUACAAAAAAAUUAAUAUUACCAUGUAUUUUCUUAAAUAAAUUGUUCAUUGUUAAAAAUUCAAUAUACUUAGUCAGUAGUCUUUUAACUGUUUUUAAAUUUGCCUGUUGUUCAUAUUUCAUAAAUUAGUCAUUUUGGAAAAAAAAAAUAAAAUCAGUGCAUACUAUAUAAUACUUUAAUGUUUUGUAGUUUUUGUAUCUAAAUAAAAAUUGUAAUAAAUGUACCAAAAUUCAGCAUGUGUUGUCUAUGUCUUACUAAGUGAGUUUCUAACGUACAUCAUAGCAAAUGUGUGUUCAGCAGAACACAUUUUUUGUGAUGUUAGCUUUAAUAUUAAAGUAUAUUUACAUAUUAUCAAAUUUAAAGGUAACAAUAUUAUUUAGGAAAUGACUUAAGAUUUUAUUGAUAUAAUCAUUUUAAAGUGAGUUAUUUACAUUUUAAAGUUUUUACUAUUUUACUUAGUUAUAAGCUCACUUUAAAACGAUAAUAUCCAUAAAAGCAUAUGACAUUUCCUAGAUAAUAUCCUUACCUUUAAAUUUGAUGAUGAGUAAAUUUACUCUAAUAUUAAAGUUAAACAUCACUAAAUAUGUUUUGCUGAACGCAAAUUCGCUAUGCAGUAUGCUAGUAAAACAGAGACAACACCGCGCGUUUGUCAAACUUAGGUCAUCACUCAUCGCCGUGAUUGGUACCUAUAGGUAUAUUGUGAUUAAUAAAUUAAACAUAAUUAAUCAUUUUUAGAUAAUAGCAGGUAUUUACUUAAUAAUUAUGUUAUUAAACAUUAAACGUCUUUUGGCCUACAUAUUUUUUUAUUGGAAUAAAAUAAGUAAACUAAAUUUUCCUUUUUGGGCUUUAAUAUUUAGGUGUUUCAACUGUAACGAUUAAAAACAACAAUUUCGAUUACACGAUAUAGGUAAACGUAUAUUUAAUAUUAUUAAGAUCCGUAACAUAAAAGGUAUAACCGACAAACAUAAUUUAUUAAAAUUAAAAAAAUUUACAUAGGUACGUUUAUACAAUAAGCGAAUAUAUAUAUAUUAUAAUUAGAUAAUGUGUGAAAAUAUUAUUAUGACGGCGGGUAACCAUGUGUAUAAUUCAAUAAUAUUUAAGUGUUAAAAAAAUA
Molecule: messenger RNA, 4610 nt
Organism: Aphis gossypii (cotton aphid)
Lineage: Eukaryota; Metazoa; Arthropoda; Insecta; Hemiptera; Aphididae
Exons: 4
Coding region: 389-2938 (849 amino acids)
Source: RefSeq, a predicted model, not a curated record